AUGAGCAAAGAAUCAUCGACUGCUCAUGUCAAGGCUUUAGUACUUGAUGCUACUCCACUGAUUACACACCCAUAUUCUCAUUAUCAAGGGUUUGCUCAAGCUUUCUACACUACCCCAACUGUUUUUAAUGAAAUUAAAGAUGAAAGAGCUAGAAAGAAUUUAGAAAUUUGGCAAAGCCUUGGUUCUAUCGAAUUGAGACAUCCAAGUCAAGAGUCUAUAGAAAGAAUAAGCAAAUUUGCAAAACUAACUGGUGAUUUCUCAGUUUUGAGUGCAAAUGAUAUUCAUAUACUAGCACUAUCUUAUGACUUAGAGGUUGAAUUAAAUGAAGGUGACUGGAGAUUGAGAAAACAACCUGGUGAUGAUCUAAACGUUCCAUCCACUGAAGAACAAAAAGAUGCUACUAAUGAAACAGAGAAUGCCAUUGAAAAUUCAGAUACUGAAGUACCUGUAGCCAAAAAGAAGAACAGAAGAAGAGGUGGUAAAAAGCAAAGAGCUAAAAGAGAAGCUGAAGCUGCUGCCAGAGCGACAGAAGAAGCUACUGCUACUCUAGAAACAGGAGAAAGUGAAAGCGUAAGUGAACGUUUAUUGAAGGAGGAAGAUGAAGAGGCUAAGAAUGAAGCUACACAAGAAAACCUGGAUAGUUCGGAACAGUUAAAUGAAAAUACCCUUGAAGAUGAAGAUGACGGUGAAUGGAUUACUCCAGAUAACUUGACAAAAACUAUAAUAAAAGACAGUGGUGCUGAUACAGAAGGUUCUCGUGGUGUCGAAGCUACUGAAGCUGAGAAGAAUAUUGCUUUAAAUUUACCGGGCAAUCAAGUUGCUUUAGCGACAGGUGACUUUGCAAUUCAGAAUGUAGCUUUACAAAUGAACUUGAACUUGAUGAACUUCAUGUCAGGUUUAAAGAUCAAGAGACUACGUAACUAUAUGUCAAGAUGUCAUGCUUGUUUCAGGAUGUUCCCUAUGCCAAAGGAUGGCAAACCUCUUCAUUUUUGUCCAUCAUGUGGUGGUCAAGGUACCUUGCUUAGAUGUGCCGUUUCUGUUGAUUCUAAAACUGGUAAUAUUACACCUCAUUUGAAACGUAACUUUCAAUGGAGCAAUAGAGGUGUUAGGUAUUCUAUCGCUAGCCCAUUAUCUAAGAAUUCUCAAAAAAAAUAUGGUAAGAAAGGUUAUGUACACUCCAAGCCACAAACUGACGGCUAUGUAAUUAGAGAAGACCAAAAAGAAUACGAAAAACUAAUGAAACAAGAAGAUUGGACAAGAAGACACAAUGAAAAAGUUUUAGAAAACUGGAUAGGCGGUGGUUCCGCUGAUAAUUAUAUGUCACCAUUCGCUAUUUCAGGUUUAAAACAUCAUUCAGUUAAAGUCGGAAGGAGUAGAUACGUUAACAGUAACAAUAAAAAGAAAUAA
Tetrapisispora phaffii CBS 4417 is the source of this 1407-nucleotide messenger RNA. RefSeq names its product rRNA-binding endoribonuclease (gene NOB1). Gene Ontology annotation, biological process: maturation of SSU-rRNA; ribosomal small subunit biogenesis. Bases 1 to 1407 code for a protein of 468 amino acids. The record is from RefSeq and is a predicted model, not a curated record. Gene Ontology annotation, molecular function: RNA endonuclease activity. The transcript has a single exon. Gene Ontology annotation, cellular component: preribosome, small subunit precursor. Lineage: Eukaryota; Fungi; Ascomycota; Saccharomycetes; Saccharomycetales; Saccharomycetaceae.